AUGGCACGAGGAGUGAUCAAAACUUGCGUCGACUGCUUCCUAGACGGCCAUGGGCUUUACCGCUUCGAAUACGGAGUCUCUCAGACUCACUUCCUAUUGAAAUUUCCAGGAACUUGCACGACGGGUCGUUCCAAUUCAGCUGACAAAGUCAUACCUCGCGCCACGGAAUUGCUCAACAAGGAACAGGGUUUCGGGGACUAUAACCUGUUUGAAAACAACUGCGAAUCGUUUGCGAUUUUCUGCAAAACAGGAAAACGUCUGAGCGGGCAGGCAUUUUCUGCCUUAAAUUCUGCUAAAAUCUUGUUCAAAGCGUUUGUGAAGCAUAACGUGGAAAGGCUUCUGGAAGACGUGUCUAUUCAUCAUCCAGACAAGUACAUGCUUUUGAAACAAACUAUUGAAACUCAUGUUAACUUGCCCUGCAGGGAAAUUAUAGCCCAUCUUAGAAAGCUCAACGAGAAACAUGAUGACGAGCAGGAGGAUGUCAAUGAUGAAGAUCUGUUAGACGACCGCGAGUAUAUAGAGACAACGGAGAAGGAGGGGGAUGAUGAUCGUCCCACUCAAUCAUCCUACAUGACUAAGUGA
Pyrus x bretschneideri (Chinese white pear) is the source of this 582-nucleotide messenger RNA. RefSeq lists its product as uncharacterized. NCBI's taxonomy places the organism in Eukaryota, Viridiplantae, Streptophyta, Magnoliopsida, Rosales, Rosaceae. The transcript has a single exon. The record is from RefSeq and is a predicted model, not a curated record. The coding region runs from base 1 to 582 and encodes 193 amino acids.